AUGCAGAACCCUCAUCCUCCCAUCUACAUAGCGGCCACCCGGACCCUGACUACUCUUGAAUACGUGGUGUCCACCGGCCAUCCCUUGAUCAGCGGCGUGGUGCUGGACCAUACCGACGCAAUGGACCUUUGCCACCGGUUCGUAAAGAUGUCGAGGGAUGCCGGCCACAACAUCCCGAUGUCGCGAAUCCCUCUUUUCCGUUACCUGCACGUCGCCAAGACUGAAGAGGAGGCAAGAGCUAACGCGGAGCCGGCCCUUGCCUGGACUAUGGAUAUGACUGACUGGCGGCGCGCUAUAACAACCGGCAGCGAAGUGAACCAGCGACUGGAUGACUUCAGGCGAACGCGUACCCAAGUGCCCCCAUCCUAUGAUUACUUGGCGGAAAAUCGGGCAAUCAUCGGUACGCCGGAGCAAUGCGUGGCGAAAAUACGCGAAUUCCAGGACGAGGGAAUAGAGUACUUCGGCUGCAAUUUCGACUUCGGCGGCAUGGCUCAAGAAAAGGUAUUGAGAUCCAUGAAUUUAUUCGCCGAAGAAGUUAUGCCUCACUUCUCUUGA
Messenger RNA from Geodia barretti, 555 nucleotides. The record is from the annotation of a GenBank genome assembly. NCBI's taxonomy places the organism in Eukaryota, Metazoa, Porifera, Demospongiae, Tetractinellida, Geodiidae.